This is a messenger RNA of Oncorhynchus nerka (sockeye salmon), 2144 nucleotides long. It is a transcript of the gene prelid3a, whose product is annotated as PRELI domain containing 3A. Bases 411 to 947 code for a protein of 178 amino acids. The transcript is spliced from 7 exons. Gene Ontology annotation, biological process: phospholipid transport. Gene Ontology annotation, molecular function: phosphatidic acid transfer activity. Lineage: Eukaryota; Metazoa; Chordata; Actinopteri; Salmoniformes; Salmonidae. The record is from RefSeq and is a predicted model, not a curated record. Gene Ontology annotation, cellular component: mitochondrial intermembrane space.
UUUGAUGGUGCGCAUGCGUAGAUCUGUAGUCGAAUGCAGCAGUAGUGGAGACAGGGAAUAUGUAACCGGUAUUUUUUUUUGACCGACCUCUCCGUUGUGAUCUUCGUUGUAAAUCACAGGCUACCUGAGCAUUUCUCCAUCCUCGAUCUGUGUGCGCUAUGAACCGUGUAUGUGGAUAUCUUGCUCAGUGUUUUAUAGCCUUAUACGUACCGGCCUAGUUGAGUCGUAACGAAACGACAAUAGACCUGAAGUCCCUUUUAUUUGUGAUGAUCGUUUCUACUUGUUGUCUAUGGACCGGAUCCACCGUACAAUGAUAGGCACGGAGGAAAUGUCCCGGUGGAAAAUGGGCCUGUAACGAACCGAUAUUUCUAACAUUCUCCUAUAAGGAGAAAGACAGAGAAAACGGAAAGAUGAAGAUCUGGAGUACAGAACAUGUUUUCAGCUACCCGUGGGAGACGGUGAUAAAGGCAGCGAUGAGGAAGUACCCUAACCCCAUGAACCCUAAUGUGGUGGGAGUGGAUGUGUUGGACAGGAACCUGGAUACCGACGGACGGCUCCACAGCCACAGACUCCUCAGCACCGAGUGGGGCCUGCCAGGCAUCGUACGAGCGAUCUUGGGGACCAGUCAUACCCGGACGUACGUCAAGGAGCAUUCCAUCGUGGAUCCCGAGGAGAAAAAGAUGGAGCUUUAUUCAACUAAUAUAACUCUAACCAAUCUGGUGUCAGUGGAUGAAAGACUGGUUUACAGACCUCAUCCAGACAACCCAGAGGUUACUGUUCUGACCCAGGAGGCCAUCAUCACAGUAAAAGGAGUCAGUUUGAGCAGUUACCUGGAAGGAAUGAUGGCCCUCAGAAUGUCAGCUAAUGCCAGAAAGGGUUGGGAUGCUAUUGAGUGGAUCAUCCAGAACUCUGAAAGGGAGAACGUUCCUCUGUGUGAGCUGUACUGACUCUGGUAACUACUCUUCCCUGGCCGAGCUCAGCAGCACCUGACUGGAAGGACCAAUCAGAGGACUGUGUCGAUGACAUGAUCAGGGACUAUAUCAUCCUACACCAAGCAGCCCAGCCAAACCUCCCACAUGGCAACCAGCCCAGACAAACCUCCCACAUGGCAGCCAGCCCAGACAAACCUCCCACAUGGCAACCAGCCCAGCCAAACCUCCCACAUGGCAACCAGCCCAGCCAAAUCUCCCACAUGGCAACCAGCCCAGACAAACCUCCCACAUGGCAACCAGCCCAGCCAAACCUCCCACAUGGCAACCAGCCCAGACAAACCUCCCACAUGGCAACCAGCCCAGACAAAGGCUUCAUAGAGGGCAUCACAACCCUCCCUGGUGACCAGGCUUCAUAGAGGGCAUCACAACCCUCCCUGGUGACCAGGCUUCAUAGAGGGCAUCACAACCCUCCUCCCAACCCUCCCUGGUGACCAGGCUUCAUAGAGGGCAUCAAAACCCUCCCUGGUGACCAGGCUUCAUAGAGGGCAUCACAACCCUCCCUGGUGACCAGGCUUCAUAGAGGGCAUCACAACCCUCCCUGGUGACCAGGCUUCAUAGAGGGCAUCACAACCCUCCCUGGUGACCAGGCUUCAUAGAGGGCAUCACAACCCUCCCUGGUGCCCAUAAAGAAUGUUGCUGUCUGUCAAGUUGACGAUCAAUAGAAACACAAGGGUUAUUAAUAUAUCAUCAGAAAGACUGCGAUCACUGAUCCUUCCACAGAAAGAUUUCCCUACUGAGGGAUUGAGGCCAACGUUAAUGUCCAGGAGGAUAUUGAUUGGAUACAAAGGUCUAUGAUAGAUGUAGGUUGCGUGCCAUUUAGGAUGCUAUUCAGGAUGACAUUUGUAAUUCAUAUGUAGUGUGAAUUACAUAUAAAAGCUACAAAACGUCAUUCUCCAUAUGAAAUGCGGAUGGUAUUUGCUAUGGAAAUGAUCUGCUGCUAUACACUGUAUGAAGUAUGCAUUCAGCAUUCUCUUAAGAGUGGUUCUCCAGGAAUCUAUCACAGCAUUCUCUUAUGAGAGGUUCUCCAGGAAUCUGUCACAGCAUUCUCUUACGGAAGGUUCUUCCAGGGAAUCUAUCACAACAUUCUCUUACGGAAGGUUCUUCCAGGGAAUCUGUCACAGCAUUCUCUUACGGAAGGUUCUUCCAGGGAAU